Messenger RNA from Cotesia congregata, 1661 nucleotides. NCBI's taxonomy places the organism in Eukaryota, Metazoa, Arthropoda, Insecta, Hymenoptera, Braconidae. The record is from the annotation of a GenBank genome assembly.
AUGAGCUUAGUUAUAAUAAUAACACUGGAAUCUAUUUGGUGUGGAGAUUUUUUUGUAUCCAAAAAAGUGUAAUGCCUGGGAGUCGCUCUAGUACCGCUGCUGAUCCAGAUCAUAAAUCACCGCGAGAAAGUGGUGAAGAUUCUGAAGAUGAGAGUGAAAUUUUGGAAGAAAGUCCCUGCGGGCGGUGGCUGAAACGUAGAGAAGAGGUGGGACAGCGUGAUGUUCCGGGAAUUGACUGUGCUUAUUUGGCAAUGGAUACCGAGGAAGGUGUUGAAGUUGUUUGGAAUGAAGUCCAAUUUUCAGAACGCAAAGAUUUUAAAGCACAAGAAGAAAAAAUUCAACUAGUCUUUGAAAAUUUAAUACAGCUAGAACAUCCGAGUAUUGUCAAAUUUCAUAGGUAUUGGACUGAUACUCACAAUGACAAGCCACGGGUCAUAUUCAUCACUGAGUACAUGUCAUCUGGCUAUUUACAUUCUUGUUCGCCACCGAUUGUUCAUGGAAAUCUUACUUGUGAUACUAUAUUUAUUCAGCACAAUGGUCUAGUGAAAAUUGGCUCAGUUGCUCCAGACGCAAUUCAUCACGAUGGACGAACUUGUAGAACAAAUGUAAAAAAUAUGCACUUUGUCGCACCAGAAUAUGGCAAUUUACUGACACCGGCAAUUGACAUUUAUGCUUUUGGAGUUUGUGCUCUCGAAAUGGCUGCGUUGGAGAUUCACGGUAACGGAGACAGUGGCAGUCCUGUUACCGAUGAAAAUAUACAAAAAACAAUCGAAUCACUGGAUGACCCUCUACAAAAAGAUUUUAUUAGAAAAUGUCUUCAAUCAGAGCCGCUUAGUAGACCAAGCGCCAGAGAAUUAUUAUUUCAUCCAAUAUUAUUCGAAGUUCCCUCGCUCAAGUUGCUUGCUGCUCAUGCUCUAGUGUCGUCUGCCACAAAUAUAUCUGAAACAAUAACAGACCAGGUCCUGCAAAGAUUAUACGGACCAGAUACGGUCGUAGCUGAAAUAAGAUAUCAAAAUCAAUUAUCACCCUCCGUUGCCAUAUCAUCUAAGUCAUCCUCAUCGUCAUCUUCGUCUUCGUCAUCAUCACAACCUCCUCUCCAGCAAAUUCGACUAAGUGACAUUUCUGUCACUGAAAAAUUAGAAAAAUUCGUCGAAGAUGUUAAAUACGGAAUUUAUCCGUUGACUACAUGCAUGGCUAGACUACCUCCACCUUCAGCCGUUCGACCACGAGCAAUAUCACCUGAGAUAACCGAAUCGGUUAAGUCUGUUACACCUGAACCACUCACUCCAGAAGCUCGUAGAAUUGUUCAUAUGAUGUGUAAUUUGACAUGUCCUGUUACUGAAACAGACACACCGCUUAUACUAGCACAAGAUCUUGUUGAUAAUGCAUUUAUUAAUGAGAGUGAUCGAGAUGCGUUGGCUCGUUUGAUGGAAGAAACCAUAAGAAGUUUUUAUAACAAACAAAAAAUGAGGCCAGCAAUGGUAUCUUUAACUAAUUUGCCUACAUCAUUAUUGCUACCCGAAUCAGAGCUACCCCGCAUACAAGAUUUGGAAACUUUGAACCACAAUGCCUCCUUGACAUCACCACCAUCAUCAGUAUCCUUAAAUACAACAGUAUUGAGCAAUGACCUAUAUUUUUUUGCCGCGAAAGAACGAAUUUGA